AUGACUCUCCUUUUCGUGCUUUUGCAAACGGGGCUUGUUUUGGGCUCUAACUACGGCUAUGUGGAGUGGUCAGAAAACGACCGAGACGAGAACCCGUCAGUUUUCAGCACCCAAGGCAUCAACAGGGAGCCGCCCCACCACCACCCAACCCAUGGUUACUCGCCGCCGGCUACCGAACGCACGGUGGUGGCGCACAAAAUCGAGGAGGAUCUCCCGAGGGUGGUAACCGCUUUCCUCCACAGCGGCAACUCCUCGGCGCUUAGGCAAGUCAACUGCUCAAGGAGGUACGAACUGAGCAGCCUGCGAGGCGGCCUGCACGUCGCCUCCCACUACUCGCUGCACACUAUCUUGGAGACCAUAACGCACGCCACCAACUUUUUAAACAUGAUCAUGCAGACCAACAAGUCCCGAGAGGACACUUUACAGCGGGAUAUCCACUGGUAUCAAGCGCUGGCUCGGAGCAUGCUCGAGGGGGACCCCAAAAUCCACAGAGUCAUGUUAAACUUCCACAGAGACGCCGGCCCGCACGUCUUAGUGCAGGCGACCAGGAUCGCGAAGGAGGUGGUGCUUCAGGACCGGCUUCUGAAGAGCAAAAGCACUGAGUCCGAGUGGUUCAGUGAGUUUAAAGACGGAAAAAGAACAUAUACGUCCAGAAGGGGGUUGGACUCUAAGACUGGAGUUUACCUAUUAGAGAAAAAUAAGAUCAAGUGGUCUGCACCUUACUUGGAAUGCCAUCAUGGGACUUUCGUGCCAUAUUGGCUUCUCACCUUGUCAGCGGGAUUCUAUGGACUCAAGAGAGAUUCGGAACUUGAGUUCAGGGGUGUUGUCCGAUUGGAUGUGAACUUGCAAGAUGUGGAUAUCGACCAGUGUGCCGACAGUGGCUGGUUUGCUGAGACACAUCGCUGUAAUCUCACCAGUAUGGAAUGCAUACCCAUCGCUGGCCAUGGAUUUGUGUUGGACAAAUACAAGUGUCAGUGCAAGAAAGGAUUUUACCAUCCAAGUCGUGUGGCACUCAACGGCUUUAAAAGUCAAGAACAGGGCUCUCACAGAAACAGCAUUUCUGAUGCUGCAAAUAAAUGCCUUCCUUGUCGGGCUGGCUGUCCCAACUGCAGAGACAACACUCCCUGCGUCGCACAGGAGGACAGUGGGCUGCGGCUUGCUGUGGCCUCCUUCCAAGGUCUGUGCAUGGUACUAGACUUGGCCAGCAUGGUGGCAGUUUACCACUGCAGGAGAAGUAAGAGUAUCCGCACAUCUGGAUUCAUUCUGCUGGAAGCAAUGUUGUUUGGAGCUUUACUGCUGUACUUCCCUGUAAUGAUACUGUACUUCCACCCUAGUGUGUUCCGCUGUAUCCUCCUAAGAUGGGUUCGCCUGCUGGGUUUUACUAUCAUGUAUGGUACUAUCAUCCUCAAACUAUACAGAGUGUUAAAGGUGUUUUUGUCACGUACGGCACAAAGGACACCUUACAUGACCAGCUGGCGGGUCCUAAGGAUGCUGGCAAUAAUCUUGUUAGUGGUGUUGUGGUUCCUGGUGGCCUGGACAUCUGCAGUUUGUCAGAACCCGGACCUGAGUCAGGCCUUAAUUACAGUGGGACUCUCAUCGGAGGGCCUGCAGUUUAGUAUGUGUCUGCUUGACCGCUGGGACUACAUGAUAGCUGUUGCGGAGUUGCUUUUCCUGCUUUGGGGUGUCUACCUGUACUACGCUGUCCGAACAAUUCACUCAGCCUUCCACGAGCCACGUUACAUGGCUGUGGCCAUCUACAAUGAGCUCUUCUUAUCAACUGUCUUCCACACCAUCAGGUUCUCUGUGGCAUCUAGCCUUCACCCAGAUUGGAUGCUGAUACUGAUCUUCACCCACACUCAUCUAACUGUCACGGUGACUGUGGGAGUGCUUCUUGUUCCAAAGUUCCUAUCCAAAGUGACUCAGGCUCGGGAUGAUAUUGCCACUGAGGCAUAUGAGGAAGAGCUGGAUAUUGGAAGAUCUGUUUCUUACCUCAACAACAGCAUCACCUCAGCCUGGAGUGAGCACAGCUUGGACCCUGAGGAUAUACGGGAUGAGUUGAAAAAGCUCUACUCCCAGCUGGAAGUCUACAAACGCAAGAAGAUGCUAGCCAACAACCCUCACCUCCAAAGGAAACGAAAUUCCAAAAAGGGCCUAGGUCGCACCCUGAUGAAAAGAAUCACAGAAAUCCCCGAGACCAUGCACAUACACCGCCAGUGUAGCCGAGAAGAUGGCAGUGAACAUGGCAGCAACCGCAGUACUUUGAGGAGGAAUCAAAUGGAGCACGGAAAACAUCGAGAAGAUUCACUUAAGAACAAAGUCAUAAGCUUGCAGAAGUCGCAAAGUUAUGAUCAUGUUUGUGACCAAGAUGAGGAAACUGGAAGUCAAGUUGGCUCUGCAGCAGGGGACAACAUAACUCCAAUGGGUAAUGCAGGGGAGUGUUCUCUCCUUGGUUCCCUCAUUGGCCGCAAACACUGCAAGAAGCAACUGGAACCAGGUGCGCCGCCAUCAAAGCUGGAACCAGCUGGGUCCACUGAAUCUGUUCCACUCUUCUGGAAGUCGGCGAGCGUUCACAACUUAACACACGAAAAGAAACCUGUGCACCUACGGACAUCCAUCAUGCAGAAGUCUCUCAGUGUAAUCACCAGUGCCAAGGAGAAAAUGCCGGGGCUUGGCAACAAGACGCAGAGUAUGGAAGAUGCCAGCAAAAAAGGUCUGAAGGGCCCAGAAGGGAGGGUGCUUUCAGAAGUGGACGAGACUCCGGAACAUUAUCCCAAAAUGAUCGUCAGUCAAUCCGUGGAGUAUUCCAAAACACCUAUGAAGAUGGGUAUCAUGAAGCAACAGGUGAGUGGUAGUCAGCCAUCCAUUUGCUCUGAAACUGGCAGGAACUUGUAUGACGUGUCUGAAGUUUGUCCCUGGGAUAUGGAAGAGCCUCAGACCCCAUCUGAAGCCAAGACACAGAAGCAUGUGUCCAUUGCGCCAGUGGAAAACAACACAGGCCGAAGAGGAAGUAGCAGUUCUGGCAUCAGCAAAUGUAGUCGUUCCCAGCAGAGGCAGAAAAUGGGGCAGUCUCCAUCAAACAGACGACGCUCCAAGGAUAGAGGUGGUGACAGGGAGGAGAGCAGAGAAACACGGAAAUCUCGAGGACCCAGGUCACCUCUGCCUCUCAAACCAGAUAUGAGCCCCUGGGAUUUUGAUGAGCAGCCCAUGCUUGGCGGUGUUUCAGAGUCCAUCUCCCCAGACCGAAUCCGUCGUAAAAAGAGUGUCACACCUACUGAUGGUAAACCCAAGGCACUCCAUUCGGACCACUCAAAGUCCACAGGAAGCCUAUUGCAGCCUCCCUCAUUGAUGGUAGAGAUCUGCCCAUGGGAUUACAACUGCCCACCCUCACCCAAGCAGGAGAAGACCUGCAGCAGUCCUUCUGCAAACAAAAAGAAAACGAAAGGGUCCUGCUCAUCUAACCAUAAGACGGAGAAGGAAAAAGUGAGGGAUAAAACUAGGGAAAGACGGAGCUCCUCCAGCAAACCGCAGUCAGAGAGAAGGCGUGUCAGCCAGUCCUCCGAGUGUGGCGGGCUACAAUCCGAGCGGAGGAGGAGCUCCAACAAAGAUCCAGAUGGGGCAGAAGUGAGGAGGGCAGAGACCGAAGCCUCAAACAGCAAAUAUGGUCAGAGUAAAACCUCUACUGACAAAAAGAAAGAGCGGUAUCACAAACCUGCAAUCAGUAGCAGUCCGAAAACGGCUGACAUUUGUCCCUGGGACUUUGAGGACCAAGAUCAUGGAGAAAGGGCAUGA
Messenger RNA from Nerophis lumbriciformis (worm pipefish), 3789 nucleotides. Lineage: Eukaryota; Metazoa; Chordata; Actinopteri; Syngnathiformes; Syngnathidae. The record is from RefSeq and is a predicted model, not a curated record.